This is a messenger RNA of Rhineura floridana, 3628 nucleotides long. RefSeq names its product prolyl endopeptidase like (gene PREPL). The record is from RefSeq and is a predicted model, not a curated record. Lineage: Eukaryota; Metazoa; Chordata; Lepidosauria; Squamata; Rhineuridae. Gene Ontology annotation, molecular function: serine-type endopeptidase activity. Gene Ontology annotation, biological process: proteolysis. Gene Ontology annotation, cellular component: cytoskeleton; Golgi apparatus. The coding region runs from base 1268 to 3421 and encodes 717 amino acids. The transcript is spliced from 15 exons.
CGUAAGAUCCAUGGAGUGUCCCGCCGCCUCGUGAGAGAGAGAGAGAGAGAGAGAGAGAGAGAGAGAGCGCAACGGCCAAUGGCCAACCCACAUGGAGCAACCCGCCUGAUCGCUGAGGAGUUUUUGCUUAAACCUUUUCCAGCAGCAGCUGUGAAAGAACCUCCCAUUUAUCCGGGAGAGAGACAGAAAGCAUUUUAGGAACCAUCUUUGGUAAGGGCAAGACACAGUGACCUUGCCUAAGCUGCGGCAACCGUGAGGAGAAACAGUUGAGACAGGACAUGGAAGAAUCGGGGGCUGAUUAUAACUGCUAAGGCAUUAAGCCAUAUUUACCUCAAGCAAGAGGUUUAUUGCCCCGUUUAAAGUUUCUUUUCAAAAAGGAAAGAUGUUUAGCAACUCUCCUCCCCCUGGUCGGGGUUCCUCUGCCUUUUAACAUACAGCAUGGCUAGAAAAAAUUAGUAGAUAAAGCUUCUUCCCUAUCUCUUCUAUUCUGUACAGGUGGAAACUUCACCAGUUGAUUUUCUGCCCGUCAUAUUAAGGCACAGUACCUCCUCCCCUUUCAAAAAAAAUUCCAACUCUCUGGAAAGUUUAAAGUAUAUAUCUUUAUUUCGGCACUUGACCGCAGUAGAAUAUCCGAUAGAUUGUUAAGGUAACUAAAAACAAAAAAGAAGCUGAAUAAUGAUCUCAAAAUCAGUUUUUGUAUUUGAAUGCCCAAAGCCAAAAUGGAGACAGGAGGAUCCGGAUUCGCCGACAUCUUAUCUACGGGCAGGGAAAAUUAGUAGAGACUUCUGGCGCUCCGUCGCCAUCUUGUCUAUGGGCAAGGCGAUGACUACAGAAAGCUGCCUUCCUCUGCCAUCUUGCUUAUGGGCAAUGUUACCCAGCACAUCGAGUAAGGGCAGCUGAGGGAUUUAGUCGCCUACCUAUGACGCCAUCAUCAUUCGUCUCGCCAUGCUGCUGCUUGUCUGCUAUCAACAGACUCUUAGCUGCAACGGAAUCCACUGUGAGAUUCGCGCUUCUUCCUAGAUUAUUGUGUGCCUGCUGAUAGAGAGAUAAAAGAUAGAAGAUGGUUCUAUAUGCUCCAUUCCUGCGGAUUUUAUUAAAUACACUUUCACUCUGACUCCUGUAGAUUUGAAGGUGGUAUGCACUGGGGCGGAGGGAUCUUGCCAUCUGUCCACACUUUGUGGUGGUGUCUAAUCAUAGUUGACAUGACUUUGGACUCAGAAACAUUUUUUAAAAAUGAAGAAACAGGCAAAAUGAAUAUUUUGUCAUCAUGCAUUUAAGCACCAGAUAUUUUCUGUACGUUCUGAAGAGCAAUAUUGGUCACUGCAAGAACUACUGCAAAUAUUCCGCAUCACCAGUCCUAAGAUCCUGUAGUCAAACAAAACAAGUAUAUUUGCUUGCAAAGUACUUUAGAAAUGCCUGCAUUGUUCCUGGUUCCCAUGGAGGUGUUCAACCAUGGAGGUUCUUUUCCUGUAAGGAUCUUCUGAAGUCAGAGCAGGAGAACUGGAGGGCUUGUUCAGGAAAUUAUAUGGAUAUGACAAAGAGGAUCAAACGAAGAUUAGAAGCUUAUUAUGACAAGUAUUCAUCCAAUCUGAGUAGCCCAGUGAUUAGGUUUGGAGAGUAUGCUUACUUUGAAGACAAUGGCUGCAUAUUUCGUUCAAAGCUGGGAGAAGUAGAUGAAGGAAACAGUGAAGUAUUGCUUAGUACAGAAGCUCUGCCAUUUCAUAAUUCCCUUAUCCAGCGCAUCCGAAUUUCCCCAGACCACAGAUAUAUGGCUACCGGGAUUAAAAGUGCACAUUCUGAAGAGUCUGCUUGUAUUGUUGUGAAACUAAAUACGUUAACAAAAGUUGAAUGUAUUAUCCCAAAUGUUUUUAGCUUUGAAUGGGCUACAAAUGAGAUUCUGUUCUAUACCAUCCAAAAGAACUUACAGUGUCAUGAUGUGCAUUUAUCUGAUUUUAACAAAAAACAUUCUGAGCUGGUUUAUACAGAACAUGAUGCAAGAUAUUUUGUGGAUCUCUACUGCACAAAAGACAAGCGCUUUUUGACUAUAAAUAGUAACAGCAAGACUUCCUCUGAAGUGUGGUUGGUUGAUUGUCACCACCCUUUCAAAUCUCCUGUUCUUGUGCAACAACGAACUGAAGGAGUCAUUUACCAUGUUGAACACAGAAACAAUGAGCUGUACAUGCUUACUACAUAUGGAGAUCCAGUGGGAUACAAGCUGAUGAAGGCUCCAGUUGACUCAUGUGGUUUGGAGAACUGGCUGUCCAUUUACACAGUAAAAGAAAAUACCAAAUUGAUUGACUUGGAGAUGUUCAAAGACUACUGUGUUGUAUUUCUGAAGUUCUGCAGUCAUCUCUAUUUAGAUAUUAUUUAUUUCGACUCCAACUCAGUUCACAGUGUUAAGCUACCUGCCUGGGCCUGUUCAUUUGAAUUGGAACCUUGUCCUGAGUACACCGCCAGCACUUGCUAUUUUUGGCUGAUCUCCCCAAUUCAUCCUCCAAUACGUUUUGCAUACUCAUUGAUGAAAAACAGCCUUAUUGAGCACACUGAGCAAGAGGUAUCAGUUACGGUGAAUUGUCACACUGUACGUUUAGAAGCUAAGAGCAAGGAUGAAACUUGCGUGCCAAUUACAGUUUUUCACAAAGCCAAUUCUAAAGAACUGCGCAGGAUGCCACUUCUGGUUCAUGUAUACGGAGCUUAUGGCAUAGAUUUAAACAUGAGCUUUAAAGCAGAAAAUUUAAUGUUAAUCAAGGAUGGGUGGAUAUUGGCAUACUGUCAUGUUAGAGGUGGCGGAGAAUUAGGUCUGUCAUGGCAUAAAGAUGGCUGUACAACAAAGAAGCACAAUGGUAUUCAAGACCUCCAGGCCUGCAUAAAGUUGUUGCAUGAACUGGGAUAUUCUCAGCCAACUCAUACAGCACUGAUGAGCAUGAGUGCUGGAGGAGUUCUUGCAGGAGCUCUCUACAAUAACAAUCCUCAACUUAUUAGAGCUAUGGUUUUACAGGCCCCAUUCCUGGAUGUUUUAAAUACAAUGUUGGACCCUCAUCUUCCCCUAACUAUUGAAGAACAAGAAGAAUGGGGAAAUCCUUUGGUUGAUGUGAUUUGCAAGGAGUAUAUUAAUAGCUACUGUCCCUACCAGAAUAUUAGGCCACAGAAUUAUCCUUCUGUUUUCAUCACAGCCUCUGAAAAUGAUCAACGCAUACCUCUGGCUGGGUUAUUAAGAUACAUCAGUAAACUUAGAAAAGCUGUACAAGAUCAUGCCCAAGCCAACAGCACAGAUGAGAAAGGACUUCAGAUGCCUAAUAUUAUCUUAGAUGUUCAGCCAGGAGGCAGCCAUUGUGCUCCAUCUUGGGAAGAUUCUUUAAAUCAGGUUGCAACACAACUAGCAUUUCUGUACAAGCAGCUUGGACUUGACAAGCAGGAAUAACUGAGCAAAACUGGAAUGUUCUUCCCGAUUCUAAAAAUCAGAGGAAAUCAUUUUGAUUGAAUUGGAAACAAUUUAAAAUUACUUAUGUGUGGAAUUAUUUUAGAAGUGGCUGAAGUAUUCUGGAGUAAUUUAUCACUAAUUUUUAAGAAAACUGAUGAAAUUACAAACUGAAAAGUUGUAUACCUCCAUCCUGUUUUUACCUAAAUA